AAGAUACAGAAACACCUGCCUUCAUUUUCACUGCAAAAAUCAGGUGGAGCAGGGACUCAGCUGCACAUGGGACAGGCCGGGGAAUCAUGCUUGAUGGCAGCUGUAUUUGCCAUCUCCACUGAGAGAUGUUGGAAACACCAGUCUUCAGUCUGGUGGAGCCCAUAGGCCGGCAGCCUAUUCAGGGGAAACAGUAGGAGGAUGGCUUUCAGGAGAGUGAGAGGCCCGAAGGUUUGUGGCUGUCGCUGGGCCACAACCCAUCUCCCACCCAUGCAGUAGAGGCACAAGGUGGAUCCCUUCCUGUUUUAAGUGGGCGUGUCAGAAGAGGAACCCAGAGUCCGGAACUAAAGGCAGCCUGGACUUAAACUAUACCCGGAUGGUCUUCCAGGAAGGACCCAUCCCGGAAGUGGACUGUAAAAACUCAACUAGCUGCUGUUUCCUCUCGAAGAGGCAGUCUGUAGACUGGUGGUUGGCGCGAGAAUCUGGUGGCCCUCGAGACUCAUCUCUGGGCAGCCAGGCCGCCUCUUGCAGUUGAGGAAAGCGGAGGAAUUUCCCCACGAAGCAGAGUCCAGUGCGCAGGCGUGUGGGUGGGGCUGGCUCUUAAAGGGGCCGCACGGUGCGGAAUCGGUGGAGCUGGUGUCGCCAAGCGCGAGGCUCUCAGGCGGGAAUGGGUACUAGGUGCCCCGAGGACCAGGCCCCGUUGGCACCGAGCUUGGAUCUACUCUGCGGACGUGCCCAAGAAGAGCCGCAGGUCAGAGUCGCCCCUUCCGGCCUCUAGCUCGCCUUGCUAUGGCUCACGUUGGCUCUCGCAAGCGCUCGAGGAGUCGCAGUCGGUCCCGGGGUCGGCGGGGGUCAGAAAAGCGAAGUAAGAAGAGUAGCAAGGACGCCUCGAAGAACUGCUCAGCCUCCAAGUCCCCAGGUCACAAGGCCUGCAGCACCUCUGAGGAGAGAAGCAAGCACAAGGCCCGGAGGACAGCGAGGUCCAGCUCUUCCUCCUCCUCUUCCAGUUCUUCCAGCUCCGCAUCGUCCUCAUCCUCCAGUGAUGGCCGGAAGAAGCGGGGGAAGAACAAGGAUAAGAAGAGGAAGAAGAAGAAGAAACGGAAGAAGAAGCUGAAGAGGAAAGGCAAGGAGAAAGCCGUGGUGCUGCACCCGGCUGAGGCUCUGCCCGGCCCCUCACUGGAUCAGUGGCACAAAUCAGCCGGGGAGGACGAUGGCCCAGUCCUGACUGAUGAGCAGAAGUCUCGUAUCCAGGCCAUGAAGCCCAUGACAAAGGAGGAGUGGGAUGCUCGACAGAGUGUCAUUCGCAAGGUGGUGGACCCAGAGACAGGUCGUACAAGGCUCAUCAAGGGAGAUGGUGAGGUUUUAGAGGAAAUCGUAACCAAAGAACGACACAGGGAAAUCAACAAGCAAGCCACCCGAGGGGAUGGCCUAGCCUUCCAGAUGCGAGCAGGCCUGCUUCCCUGAGGGCCCUGGUUUCCCAGGUCUGUGAACUACUGUUGGUGGCUUGAAGACAGAUGGGUCCAAUUGCCUUUUCUCCCGUGGGUGGCCUCUGGCCUAGUCCAGCAUCCUCUUGGGUGUAGUGGGUAGCUUCCUAAGCACCAUUUUGGGAGAGUGUAGUGUCAAUAUUAAAUAAUCUUGGUCAGA
Messenger RNA from Cricetulus griseus (Chinese hamster), 1641 nucleotides. NCBI's taxonomy places the organism in Eukaryota, Metazoa, Chordata, Mammalia, Rodentia, Cricetidae. The record is from RefSeq and is a predicted model, not a curated record.